Nothobranchius furzeri (turquoise killifish) is the source of this 5378-nucleotide messenger RNA. NCBI's taxonomy places the organism in Eukaryota, Metazoa, Chordata, Actinopteri, Cyprinodontiformes, Nothobranchiidae. The record is from RefSeq and is a predicted model, not a curated record.
GCGUUCCACUCCACCGCUUCCGCCCUACUGCUCCACCGAGGUGAACCCUGGAGGACUCUUCCUCCUCCGGAUGUGCGGUCCUGAGCGGUGCUGUAGCUCUUCUCCGGUCCAGCUCGCUCGGGUCAUGUGACUCUCCCUCGGCGUGUCCAACAGACAGAGCAACAAACAGAGGAAGAAUCGCGCAGUCUGAAAAUAAGUUUUAAGGAUAACUAACUUUUCAUCAUUAUGACCCUGCGAGACGAGCUCUUAAAGCCGAUUUGGCACGCGUUUACAGCGCUGGACGUGGAUAAGAGUGGAAAAGUCUCAAAAUCUCAGUUGAAGGUGCUUUCUCAUAACUUAUGUACGGUCUUAAAGAUCCCGCAUGACCCGGUGGCGCUGGAGGAGCACUUCAAAGAUGACGAUGAGGGUCCAGUCUCUAACCAAGGAUACAUGCCGUACCUCAACAAGUUCAUCCUGGAUAAGGCGACGGAUAACUUUGAUCGGCAGGACUUCCAUAAGAUGUGUUGGACUUUGUCUUCGAGGAAGAACCUGGAGCAAAACCAUAUCUUCAUCUCCAACGAUGAUGCCUUCAAGAUAUGGUGCAUCUUUAACUUCCUGUCGGAGGACAGAUACCCUCUGAUCAUCGUCACUGAGGAGAUCGAGUACUUGUUGCGUAAGCUGACAGACGCGAUGGGGGGGAGCUGGGUGGAGGAGCGUUUUGAGGACUACAAGCUGAAGCUGAACUCAAAGCGGCAGUGUCUGUUGGUGUGGGAGCUCAUCAGCCUGGUGGGCUCAGGUCACUUCAGUAAGGGCAUGGACCACCAGACGCUCUCCAUGGGCAUCAACGAGGUCUACCAGGAGCUCAUCCUGGAUGUGCUCAAACAGGGAUACAUGAUGAAGAAAGGGCACAAGAGGAAGAACUGGACGGAGCGCUGGUUCGUUCUGAAGCCCGGCUACAUCUCCUACUACACCAGUGAGGACCUUGCAGAGAAGAAAGGAGACAUCCUGCUAGAUGGAAGCUGCUCUGUAGAGCCUUUACAAGACAAAGAUGGUAAAAAAUGUCUUUUCCUCAUCAAGUCGUCUCAAAAAAGUUUUGAAAUCAGUGCAUCAGAAAGGAAGAAGAAGCAAGAGUGGAUCCAGGCUAUUCAGACCUGUGUGAAUCUGCUGCGCCAGGGCCGGCCGGCGCCGCACCACUAUUCCCGGCAGAAGCGCCGGGAGCUACGUCUGAAGCAGCAGGCUGAGCAGGAGGAGCUGGAGCUGAGGAUGAGUGAGCUGCAGACAGCAAACGAGGCCAAACAGCUGGAACUGGAGAACAUGAGAAAGGUAGGAGAAAAACACACAUCCAGUCUGAUGGCAGCAUGGAGGCAACAUUCACAUCAGUUAUCUGGAAUUAAAUGAAGCAAAGAGAAAUAAAAGUCUAGCUUAAGGAGAUGGAUGGUUGGUAGAAACAGGGAACUGAAAGAGCAACUUGGCAAAUGACCUCCUCAGAUGAGGGAGGUAAAUGGCAGGGUUGUAUGACUUUGUGGGAAAGAUGGAUGGAUGUGGUUGAUGUUCAGGGAAGAGAAACAAAAACAGUUAAAUAUGGCUAACCAAGUGUCCACAUUUGAUUAACACCUCACACAGUAGAGGACCAACGGAAGGAUGAUGCAUCUUUGAUGGAUUUUUUCUUAUUUCUUAAAGAUAAGAAUACUGUUGUAUUUUUCUCUAUUUUGACACUUCUUCUUUGCAACCCACUUUUCAACAGAUUUGAAGACAUUGCAAAAAAUGUCAUGGUGAAAAACAGUCAGAGACUGACACAAUUGUUGGUUUUAACAGUUUUCUUCUUCAUUGAUUUUAGGCCUUCUGUGGUUACUGAAGUUUCACAUUACGAGAAAGGUCCACCCACCCUCAGAAAUCCUUUCAUUCUGUCCACGUAAUGAGCUUGAAUCUUCUCAGAUUGUGUCAUAAGUCAUUGUAAUUACAUAUGCAUCGAAGUCGAGCUAUUGCAAUAAUCAAGCUAACAUCUUCAAGACCAAGGAUGUUUCUCAAUGCCAAGGCAACUGGCCUAGAAUGACAAUGUCUUGCUAGGCCAGGCGCCUUGCUUACUGUCCUUCCUUGAUCAAAGACAGACCGCAGCUCCAGCGGCGGUCGCGUCGCACCAUGUGACACGUGAGGUAAAGUUAGAUUUCAUACAUAUAAGUUUCAAUAUAGAUGUAUUUACUUUUAUAAUUGUAUAUAUAUAUUGGUUAAAUUCAGCGAGUUACUACCUGCUAGCCACCAAAGCUGCAACGACUAAGCCACUAACCAAAUAUAGAUAACUGCUUUGGAUCUAAACAUUUUAGAUAUAAGCCUGACAGCUGAAAUUAGUUGACUUACAUUUAAACUGGAAAUUUGCUCCGAAGUAGCUGCUGGUUUCUGAUCCACCAUCUUUUUGAAAAUACCGCGCUGUAUUCUGUGAAAUUUUUUAUUAAGAGAAGGCAACAAGCCACCUAGUAUGCAUCCUUGCUCAGUUAGCUAAACGGCUAACAAACGGCGGACAGACGCUUCGUAGCACAUGAACAUUGAACUGAUUGGAACAAGUCUCGGAGGUUUCUGAUGAUGAAUCUCCUAGUCAACCGGGGGGGACCAAGGCAUCAAGGCGAGGUCCCUUGACAAUGAGAAACACCCCGAGUUCACUGAGAAACAAUUUCUUACUUGUUAUUUUUUUUAAUAUAAUUGGUUACUUUGAGUUUAACAUGCAGGCUGAACGUGAAAAUGUUCUUUUACCCCUAGUUUCUGCACUAGCCAAUAGAAAACAGACAAGAAAAAUCUUGGAUUAGAAAAGUCGCUCGGAUCUACGUCACACUAGACAAAGGCGUUUAGCUAGCCCUCAGGCUUCACUUUAAUUUUCAUACAGAGGACAAAAACGUCUGCUUGUAAAAGUGGCUAUAAAAAAUGUAUACAUUUUUUUUGCUCUUCAUAGUUGAACAACUUCAGCCUUGCUCAAACAUAAAUAAAAUUCAGUCAUUUUGAGGAUUUUAACCCUUGAAAUGCCAGUUUGAAUACCCAGUCAUUUCUGUAAUUCAUGAAAAACCAUAUAACCCGAGUUAUUUUCUAAAAAAAGAUUAUUAUUAUUUUUUGCCUGGGGUGUUAAGUACAAAUCAGUCUAGAUUAUGUUAUGAAAUAUCUAAAAUUUUGAAUUUUUUGCAUUUAUAGUUUUUACAUAGCAACAGGUUUAAAAUUUACUAUACACUCGAGCCAUUAGAGGACAAAAACUUCCACUUUUAAAACGGCUUUAAAAAUGGUCCAGAUUAUUUUUUUCUGCUUUUUGGGUCUAAAUCUUGUGAUCAACUUCAGUUCUGAUCAGAAAAAUCAAAUAUUCAAGUUUCAAGUUUAUUUAUAUAGCGCCAAAUUACGACAAGAGUCGUCUCAAGGCACUUCACAUAAUAAACAUUCCAGUUCAAGUCAGUUCAUUAAGCCAAUCAGAAAUAAUGUUUCCUAUAUAAGGAACCCAGCAAACUGCAUCAAGUCACUGACGAGUGUCAGUGACUUUACAGCAAUCCUCAUACUAAGCAAGCAUGCAGUGACAGUGGAGAGGAAAACUCCCUUUUAACAGGAAGAAACCUCCAGAGAAUCCCGGCUCAGUAUAAGCAGCCAUCCUCCACGACUCACUGGGGAUGGAGAAGACAAAAAUAUUGAAUAUUUAUCUGAAUUUUAACCCUUUAUGCCAGUUUGAUUACAUGAUGCUCAUUUUGUCAUGAAAAAAGCAGACAAAAGAGGAGAUAUUUUACAUAAAACAUAUUUUGAGUGACUGAAAUCAUUUUUUUAAAUCAGCCUUGGAUAUGUCAAGAGUCUGUUAAAAUAUUACAUUUGAUGCUUUUUAGUUUUUCUGUAGCAGCAAAUUUUAAAUGUACCACCCUCUUGUGCCUGUUAUGGACAAAUCCGUCCCAUUGACUUCAAGGCAAACCACAGUUUUUGAUCCUGUAUUAUCUGCAUCAAAUAUUCAUGCUUUCUGUGAUGUUAUGGUUUCAGUUUGGACAAACGUAAUCCAAUUUAUGAUUUUUACUGUUCACCACCAAAUUCAGUCAUUUCUCCAUAUGUUGCCCAGGCGAGAAACAAAACGGUAACAUGUUGUAUUAGAUGUGGCAACUUCGCAUGCAAAGAGCACACAAUCCUGUGUUGCAAGUCUUGCUUGAUGGCUCUAAUUUUGUCUCUCCUCAAAAUGCAAGCAAGCAUUCACACUUCUGCACUUUCAUAAACAAACUGAACUACAAAGAGUUUGGAUGUACCUGAGCUCCAGCCAGGUGCAUAGACAUAUUGUUUUUGUUUGAUGUUACACGUGAGAGUGAAACUGUGUUUUGUUUACAUGCUGAGCUUCUGAGUUCAAUAGACCCUUUUACUGUUUGUAAACAAUAUGACGUCAGCGAGAAUGCGCGGGCAGCUUGGCAACAGAGAAUGGCGUUGUGUCAGGCUUUAUCAAGCUACGCUGCGGGGUUAUCACCGGCAAAUCUUGAAUGUUACAUUAUUAAACUCACUUUAACGAAUGGCAACAGACUCCCGGAUCCCUGUGGCAUUACGGAAUGGGUGGAAGAUGUAGGUGCGUGGCCAGAUAUCCAGUGGCCCGAUAUAUAUACGUUUUUAGUGAAGAGGCCCAGUAAGUACACACGUGAGAAGCUACGGGCAUACAAAUCGUUAGCAGCAUACAACUAUGUUGUCUGUGGCCACGUACAGAAAGUAAAAUAUCACGACAUAGACUCUGAGUUUUGCGUCUUGAAGGCAGAAGUCCUUCCUAGCCAAAGACAAGGACACAAGACUGCUAUGUACGAGGCUUGGGUCAUAGUAAACAAACCAGAGAACUACGUCUUCACAGCCAACUGUACCUGCAUGGCAGGGUGAGUAUAGCAUAGGUUUCUUUUUUUAGCGUGCUCAGAGUACAUUCGUGUUAAUUUUAGAGAAAUACAGUUUAUACUAAUAUGCAGUGGGAAAAUACAGAUGAAUUAGAAUGAAAUGUUAAUUUGAAGCAUGAAAUAAAGCGUAUGAAUUUAUAUGUAAUCUUAGUACAUAAUUACCUUACCUGAUAUAAAAUGGGCGCUACAAACUCGAGCAUUUCGGAUCGUGUUUUCAGUCCAGUUUUCAUCAACCCUUUUGAUGGCCUGCAGCCACAGACGCCUCCGAUUUUGUUGAAAUGGAUGUGCUCCCUUUGGAAUUCUGUAAAGUUUCAGUCCACUGCUUGAAGAGAAGCGAUUCUGGCAUCCAUACACGCAACAACCCGACAUGUUUAUGUGCUCAGAACUUCAAAACAAAGGGUUUAAAACACUGUUUUAGUAUUGAGUGUGAAUGAGGAAGCCUUCACUCUCGUUGCCAGGCUGCGUGCACAACUUUUGAUGACGUAGGUAGUAAAAGGGUCUAUAAAAAGAGCAGAAGAUCUAAAGAACCCCCCC